Molecule: messenger RNA, 9386 nt
Organism: Echinops telfairi (small Madagascar hedgehog)
Lineage: Eukaryota; Metazoa; Chordata; Mammalia; Afrosoricida; Tenrecidae
Gene: ZFYVE26
Product: zinc finger FYVE-type containing 26
Exons: 41
Coding region: 113-7432 (2439 amino acids)
Biological process (GO): double-strand break repair via homologous recombination; mitotic cytokinesis; regulation of cytokinesis
Cellular component (GO): midbody; lysosomal membrane; centrosome
Molecular function (GO): phosphatidylinositol-3-phosphate binding; metal ion binding
Source: RefSeq, a predicted model, not a curated record
CAUGGCUUCGCUGGGAGCCCGGUUGCUUUGGGCGCGGGCGGCAGGUAGUCUACAGAUGAGAAAAAUGUGCUUGGCUUAACUCACCCAGCGCCACCUCCCCUGUGCUCCGAAAAUGCCUCAUCCAUUUGGAGAAGAGGAAGCUGCCUCCCAGAAGCAGCUUUGGGGCUUUUUCUGUGAGUGCCUGCGGAGGGGAGAUUGGGAGCUGGCACAGGCAUGUGUGCCACCACUACACCAGGGGCAAGGGGAUAUCCCGCAGAAGGUGGAAGACAUACUUCGGGCGCUGGUGGUGUGUCCUGAUUUGCUGAGAUGUGGACAGGAUACCAGCCCUCAAAAAUUCGCCUGGGUCUGGCUUCUUGUCUUGGAAGAAUGGUUCAUCCAAGGAAAGAAAGUACCCCCAGCGGGUUUCUGGAAAAGGCUGGAGUUUCUUUUAUUGUCAGAAGACCUACCAGGUGACAUUCCAGAGGACAUUCUAAAGGAGCUCUAUGAGGUCUUAGCACGAGGUGCAGUAGACCCCGGGCCUGAUGGAAGGAGAUGGGCCCCUCAGCUCAGCGCCAAAGCUGUCUCCGCACUCUGGGAUCUUCUGAGGCAGGCUCCCCGGCCGGCGCAGGCCCUGCUGGAGCUCCUGCUUCAGGAGUAUGACAGCACCGGCCUCGGAGGCUGGUCUCUGCAGAAAACCUUGGUGGACCUCAUUCACAGGGCACUGAAGGCGUUGCAGGGCCCUGAUGCUGGGCCACCGGGGCUAGCAGACGCCAUCUACAGAGCCCUGCAGACUCUGCACUGGCCUGCCGAAUCCCCCAGGACGGAGUGGCGCCUCCUGUGUGAUGGCCUGCUGGAGGCCUGUAGGGCUGAUGGGAGUCCCCUGCAGGAGGAGCGGCUGCUGAGCUGCCUGCUCCACAAGGCCGGGAGAGGCCUGCUGUCCCUGUACGGCCAUACCUACGCAGAGAAGGCCAUUGAAAAGCCACCGGGGGCCACAGCCUCAGGGAAAGCCUCCCUGGAUCCCGAGCGGGCAAUGCUAGCCCUGUUCUCCAAUCCCAACCCAGCCGAGGCUUGGAAAAUGACAUAUUUCUACUGCCUGAGCCACAGCAAGCACUUCCUAGAGCAGAUCCUGGUGACAGCACUAAGGCUACUGAAAGAGGAAGACUUCCCCAGCCUUGGCUGCCUGCUAGAUGGAGAAUUCAGGCCCCUCAGUCGGCUGCUCAUGCUUCUGGGCUGGACCCACUGCCAGAGCCUGGAGUCUGCUAAGAGGCUGCUGCACACACUCCACAGGACUCAGGAUCAAGGUUGCGACAAGCUCCUCAGGGAAGCCUGUGAUGGGUUGUGGACUCACCUGGAGGUCCUGGAGUGGUGUGGUCAGCAGAGGAGCAGCCCUAUUCCGGAGAGAGAUCUCUUGUGUCAUUUGCAUGGUGGAGACAGCCACUCAGUGCUCUACUCUGUCCAUCACCUGACCAACCUUCCAGCGCUCAGGGAGGACGAUGUUCUCAAGCUGUUACAGAAGGUGCCAGCCAAGGACCCCCAGCAAGAGCUCGAUGUAGCUGAUGGCCCGGUCCCUGACCACCUAGGCCAGAGUCAGAGUCUGACACUCUACCAGGGCUUCUGUGCCAUGAAGUAUGCCAUCUAUGCCCUCUGUGUGAAUUCACACCAGCACUCUCAGUGCCACGACUGCCGAGAGGGUGCCUCUGAGGACCUGGCCUCGACCUCUGAGCCAGUGAACAACUUGCCCUCCUCCACAGGUGCUUCCGGGCUCUUCUCCACAUACCUGGCCAGGUGUCAACAGUACCUGUGCAGUAUUCCCGACCCUUUGUGCCUGGAACUUCUGGAAAACAUCUUCUCGUUGCUCCUUGUCACCUCAUCCGAUCUUCAUGCCGAGCCUCACUUGCCUGAGGAUUACGCGGAGGAGGACGUUGAGAGGAUGGGGUCCUUGGGGUUGAGGUCCCCCUCAGAGAGCCCGCAACACACAGCUCAGCCCGAGAGGAGGUCAGAACGGGGCUCUCUGGGGAUCCCCAGAAGCCUUGCGGAUCCCCUUCCAAGCUGUGUGACGGCAGAGCCAAAAGGUCCUCCCGGGCACAGCUUUCUGGACCUGACACACCUUACUGCUGGGCUCAGUGGCUUCCUAGCGGAUGAAUUCGCCGUAGGAGCCUUCCUCCGGCUUCUCCAGGAGCGGCUAGAUGAGAUCGGCAGCCACAUGACCCUUGAGAAACCCAAGCUGCUGGAAGGGCCGGGCUGCCCGGGAAGCAGAGACGGGCUGCCGGGCCGCCUGCACCGGCUUUCCAAGGUUCUCUCUGAGGCCCAGUGGAGAUACAAAGUGGUAACCAGCAACCAGAGCGCCGAGGCUCACCUGACACCCUCCCGAAGGCACCACCACCCUGUUCCCACACGGAACCCCAGUCUCCGCAGGGCUCGUCGGCCAAGAAGAAGCCGGGCAGAUGGCCGGGAUAGAGGUUCCAACCCAUCCCUGGAAAACACGAGCAGUGAGCUGAGCACCAGCACUUCAGAGGGGAGUCUGAGCACUGUGUCUGGGCGGAACGAGCUGGAGGGCCGGUUGCAGCCCCAGCCUCAGAGUUCACUCAUCCCCAUGAUGUUCUCCCCACCCGAGUCACUGCUGGCCUCCUGCAUCCUCCGUGGGAACUUUGCGGAAGCCCACCAGGUGGUGUUCAUGUUCAACCUCAAGUCCUCGCCCAGCUCCGGAGAACUGAUGUUCGUGGAGCGCUACCAGGAGGUGAUCCAGGAGCUAGCCCGAGUAGAGCACAAGAUUGAGAGCCAGAGCUCAGAUGGGGGUAGCAGCACCAUUCGGAGGACUGGCAGUGGCCGCUCAACUCUACAGGCUAUCGGCAGUGCCGCGGCAGCAGGCAUGGUAUUCUACUCCAUAUCGGAUGUGACUGACAAGCUACUCAGCACCUCUGGAGACCCCAUCCCCACACUCCAAGAGGACUUCUGGAUAAGCAGCACCCUGGUGGAGGCCACUGCUCCCCUGAAAGAAGUCCUAGACGACCUGAGCCCCCCUGCCAUGGCUGCAUUUGACCUCGCGUGUUCCCAGUGCCAGCUCUGGAAAACAUGCAAGCAACUCCUGGAAACCACCGAACGGCGUCUCAGCAGCAGCCUGGAGAGCCGGGGUCGCCGGCUCGACCACGGGCUGCCCAGUGCUGACGGUAUCCGAGGAUUCCCCGCUGUUCUUCAGCAAAUCAGUAAGGUUCUCAAUUACCAGCCCAAGAGUACCCCACUCUCCUCCCUGGUGGAGCAGGCGUCCAAGAAGGCUCCCGAGGCCGCGACCCACCCUGUGCAUGUCCAGACCCAGCUCCUUCAGAAGCACCUGACUAAACAGAGCCCAGGUGGUGGUGCCGGGCAGGCUGACUACGUGGGCACCUUCACUGGUUACUGCAGCACCCUGUCGGCGGUGCUCCUGCGCAGUCUGAGCUCGGAGCCUGAUCAGGUGGCGGUCAAAGUAGGAAACCCCUUUGUCCUCCUGCAACAGAGCCCUUCCCAACUGGUGUCACACCUACUGCUCGAGAGACAAGUGCCCCCGGACAGGCUGGCAGGCCUGCUGGCCCAUGAGGGUCUUACCUUGAGUGUGCCACAGGUCAUUGUCCACUGCUGCUGCGAGCCCCUUGCCCUCUGCUCUUCCCAGCAAAGCCAGCAGACAUCAUCCCUUUUGACCCACCUCAACCUCCUGGCCCGCCUACACUGCCUGGAUCACCUCCCGCUGUCUCCUGCUCCGAGCUCCUCCGGGCCAACUGAGAGGACCCCCCUGGAGAAGAAGCCCCAGUGCUCCCCAAAGGACUUGGCACCCACGGCCCUCACCUCCUCUGCCUUGGCCUUCCUCAAGUCCCGCUCAAAGCUGCUGGCUGUGGUGGCCUGCUUAGGGGCCUCCCGCGGGGCAAAGCCCAGCAAGCCCAGCUUGUCGUGGAAGGAGCUUCGGGGCCGCAGGGAGGUCCCUCUGACUGCAGAGCAGGUCGCCCGAGAGUGUGAGCACCUCCUGGAACAGUUUCCCACACUUGAGGCCGCCCUCCUGGCUGCCUUGAAGCCCCUCCUAGGCUCCACCGAGUCAGGGCAGAGUCUGGCCGGGAGUCUCUGUGGUCGGGCCAGUCUCUCAACUCUCCUCCUGGGCCUGCAUUCGCCCACUGCUGUGGAUGUGCUGAGCGAGGCCUUCGAAGAGGCUCUGGUGGCCAGAGAUUGGCUCCGAGCCCUGCAGCUCAUGGAUGAGUACGGGCGCGACGCGGCCGGGCUGAGCAGCAUAAAGGACGUGGUCUUGAGCUGUGCUGCAGCACACGACAAAGAAGGUUGGCAAUACCUGUUUGCCGUAAAGGAUGCAUCUUUGAGAAGUCAGCUGACCCUACAGUGUGUGGACAAGUGGCCCCUAGAGUCAUGCCUGGAAAUCCUGGCCUAUUGCCUCUCAGACUCCGCUGUCCAAGAAGAACUGAAGUCUGAGCUGCAGAGGAAGCUGGCAGAGCUGCGGGUAUAUCAGAAGAUUCUAGCUUUGCAGGCUGCCCCCACGUGGUGUGACUGGCAGGCCCUGAGGAGCUGCUGCAUUGAAGAUCCAUCAACGGUUGUGAACAUGAUUCUAGAAGCUAAGGAGUACGGCCUCUGUGAGGAGUGGGGCUGCCUGUACCCCAUUCCUAGAGAACAUGUAAUCAGCAUACAUCGAAAUCAUCUUCUCCACCUCCUAGAAAGAGGAGAUUCUGAGAAGGCUCUGCAACUCCUGCAAAGGAUCCCUGACCCCACCAUGUGCCUUGAAGUCACUGAGCAGUCCCUUGACCAGCACCCUAGCCUGGCCACUUCCCACUUCCUGGCCAACUACCUCACCACCCACUUCUACCGACAACUGACUGCUGCCCGGCACCACGAAAUCCAGGCGCUGUACAUGGGGUCCAAGAUUCUGCUGACCCUGCCUGAGCAGCACCGAGCCAGCUAUGCCCACUUGUCCUCUAGCCCCCUGCUCAUGCUGGAACAGCUGCUGAUGAACAUGAAAGUGGACUGGGCCACUGUGGCUGUGCAUACGCUGCACCAGCUGCCAGCUGGGCAAGAGAUUGGCUUCACCAUGGAGGAGGUUGACACGCUGCUUUCCCAAUAUGCCGGGAAAGCCCUGGACUUCCCGUACCCUCUGAGGGAGAAACGAUCAGAUUCUGGGAUUCACCUCUCGGAACCUGUCAGUCAGGUUUCAGACCCUGAGACCAUGACUAGAUCACCAUCAGCCGAAUUCUCUUCUGCCUCUUCUCCUGGGAUCUCCACUGUACAGUCCCCGAGCCCAAAAGAGAAGAUUUUCCCACCGAGUCAGCCCCUGCUGGAGUUUGUGCCCCCAGCGACAGCCCCUACCCGGCACCAGUGGGUACCAGAUGAGAUGGAGAGCGUCUGCAUGGUCUGCCGUAGAGAGCACUUCACCAUGUUUAACAGACGCCAUCACUGUCGCCGCUGUGGUCGGCUCGUCUGCAGUUCCUGCUCCACCAAGAGAAUGGUGGUGGACGGCUACAGGGAGAAUCCUACCCGGGUGUGUGGCCAGUGCUACCAUUACUACAAUAAAGAUGUGUCAGAGGAGAAUCCAGGACCUUCAGAAGCCCCUGUCAACUCCAAGAGUGAAAUGCCCCCAUACUCUGCCGUGGUGAGAGUCCCCAAAGCGGCCGAGCUGGAAUGGACUUUGGAUCUGAACGAGGAAGAAAAUGAGCUGGUGCGGAGUGAGUUUUACUACGAGCAGGCCCCGAGCGCCUCCUUAUGCAUUGCCAUCUUGAAUCUUCACCGGGACCCCAUUGCCUGUGGCCACCAGCUGAUUGAGCACUGCUGCAGGCUGUCUCAGGGCCUCACCAACCCAGAGGUGGAUGCAGGGCUGCUCACAGACAUCAUGAAGCAGCUGCUCUUCAGCGCCAAGAUGAUGUUCGUCAGGGCCGGCCAGAGCCAGGACUUGGCUCUCUGUGACAGCUACAUCAGCAAGGUCGAUGUCCUGAACAUCUUAGUGGUGGCGGCCUAUCGCCACGUGCCAUCUCUAGAUCAGAUCUUGCAGCCAGCUGCUGUGACCAGGCUCCGGAACCAGCUUUUGGAAGCUGAGUACUACCAACUUGGCGUUGAGGUCUCUACAAAGACUGGGCUUGAUACCACUGGUGCAUGGCACGCUUGGGGGAUGGCCUGCCUCAAAGCUGGGAACCUCACUGCUGCACGAGAGAAGUUCAGCCGCUGUCUGAAGCCCCCUUUGGACCUCAAUCAGCUGAAUCAUGGCUCGAGGCUGGUCCAGGAUGUGGUUGAAUACUUGGAGUCCACAGCUCGGCCCAUUGUGUCCUUGCAAGAUGACGACUACUUUGCCACCUUGCGGGAGCUGGAAGCCACCCUUCGGACCCAAAGCCUCUCCCUGGAGGUGGUUCCUGAGGGGGGAAAGAUCAUGCACAACACCUACUACCAAGAAUGCCUCUUCUACUUACACAACUACAGCACCCACCUGGCCAUCGUCAGCUUCUAUGUGAGGCACAGCUGCCUGCGGGAAGCCCUGUUGCAGCUCCUCAAUACGGAGAGUCCUCCCGAAGUCUUCAUAGAAGGCAUUUUCCAGCCGAGCUAUAAGAGUGGGAAGCUGCACCUUUUGGAAAACCUGCUAGAAUCCAUUGAUCCCACCUUGGAAAGCUGGGGAAAGUACUUGAUUGCUGCCUGCCAACAUCUGCAGAAGAAGAACUACUACCAUAUUCUGUAUGAGCUGCAGCAGUUCAUGAAGGACCAAGUCCGAGCCGCCAUGACCUGUAUACGGUUCUUCAGUCACAAAGCAAGUACGUACACAGAGCUCGGAGAGAAGCUCUCGUGGCUGCUUAAGGCCAAAGACCACCUGAAGAUCUACCUCCAGGAAACAUCCCGCAGCUCCGGGAGGAAGAAAACCACCCUCUUCCGCAAGAAGAUGACUGCGGCAGAUGUGUCCAGACACAUGAAUACGCUCCAGCUACAGAUGGAAGUGACCAGAUUUUUACAUCGCUGUGAAAGUGCUGGGAUCUCUCAAGACUCCACCCUGCCUCUGCCCACCCUGUUCGGAAAUAAUCACAUGAAAAUGGACGUGGCCUGCAAGGUCAUGCUGGGAGGGAAAAAUGUAGAAGAUGGUUUUGGAAUUGCCUUUCGUGUUCUGCAGCUGCUCAAGUGUGUCAGUGAGUCCGGCAUGGCAGCCCAGAGCGAUGGGGACACCAUCCUCCUCAAUUGCCUGGAAGCAUUCAAGAGAAUCCCCCCCCAGGAGCUGGAGGGCCUGAUCCAGGCGAUCCGCAACGAUGACAACAAGGUCCGGGCCUACCUAACAUGUUGCAAACUACGUUCCGCUUACCUGAUUGCCGUGAAGCAAGAACACUCGAGGGCCACUGCCCUCGUUCAGCAGGUGCAGCAGGCCGCCCAGAGCAGCGGGGAUGCCGUGGUGCAAGACAUCUGUGCUCAGUGGCUUCUGUCAAGCCACAUGCGGGGAGGCCAUGGCUCAGGCUCCAGGAAGUGACGCUGACCAGUGGAGCUAAAAAAAAAACAAAACCGGCAGUCUGAACUGUGGCUGCAGGAGCCGUGGUGUCUCCGCUCCCCAGUUGGGAAGAGCUGGACUGGUCCCCGCAUGCCACCGUGGACAUGGGUGGGACCUUUCACACAAGUGCCAUGUUUUUGUCAAGUUGUGGGGUCUCUGUUUGUCUGGAGAUGGCCAGUUCUUUCUACCUCAGAGUGAGUGUGAGUGAGUGAGUGUAUGUCUGUGCACAUGCACACACGUGUGCAUGUUUCUGUGCCCUCAUGUUUACGCCUGAGCAUUUCUGAGAAAAUGAAACUCUUCCAGAGAGAAGAGGCACUUUACUUUUAGCCUUUUGCCAGUCUGAAAACCUUCCCUGCGUGUGGGUUGUUGGCCCGGGUCGUCCUGUUUGUAACUGCACCCUCCCUCCGAGUGGAGACAGACACAGCAGUAGCUCCUUUUUAUUUCUUUUGAACUGAAAUUAUUUCAUUGCAAACAUUUUACAGUAUUUCUUUUUUAUUUAACAUUUCUGACAUUCAUGGCGACACCUCUUCUUUCAUUUAUAACAAUAAAUGUCAUCUGUUCUCUCUUUUAGUAGCUCCUCUUCAGCACAAGGCUUUUACAGGAAUGCUGAAGCAACACCAAAAGGAUGGGCGCUCUUUUCCUUGUGUCCCCUACGAAAAUCAAGAGUAAGAGGUGGCUGUGGGGCCAGUAUUAUCUGUGGACUAAAACUCUUGAUAAGCACAAAGAGUUAAGGGGCACCUUUGGAAGGUAGUCUGCGUCAAGGAUCCUCAGGGUGCUACCAUCUGAAAGCUGCAGAUGCAGAGCCAGGGAGGAGGGGCCCCGUCAAACAGCCCAGAAGGGAAGAAAAGGCAAAACCCUCUAGUUAGGACCCCAGGUGAGUUGCCCACGAGCACAGAGCUGACUUACUGGAACAAACCUGCUGCAAAAUUGAUGGGUAAGAGAAUGUAACUCCCUUUUUGAAAAGCAAGGGAGACGCACCCAGGAUCCUGGAACUGACUGGGUAGACUUUAUUGAGUUAUGGUCUAUGUGAGCCCCUCAAAUUGGCUGGGAGACCGCUUCUCUUCAGACUCUGUUGGGCCAAGGGAGGAACAUGCGGAUACCGGGGCCACUGGGAAAGUCGUGUGCUUCUUUUCUGUGUCUUAGAGUCUGAGUUAAACCUGUGGGACAAGAGAAUGAUGGGUGAAGAGAAGGUCAAGUCCCAUUGGUGGGAAACUGGGUGAAGUGCUUCUCGGAUAUGCGUUAACCUGUCUUUCUACCAAAGAUGGGCCUGUGCUUUAGUCAGGGUCAGUCAUUGUCAGUGACUUCAAUUGGCAAGCGAGGGGCCUCCCACCACCAGCACUCCGCCUGCUGAUCUUGCAUUAUUGGCCGCUGAGGCCAUAGGAACUGGAAACUGACCUUAGCAUCUCUGGUGCUUAGAAACCCUAUGAUUUCACUCCAAGUCGAGUUUUUAAUAACAAAAUAAGCAGCUUGUGUGGGCAUCUGUCCGAUUAAAGGUUUCAACCCUAUUAGAGAGGGAAAAUACUGCCACGCAAAUAUUAGGUCCCUUUGGGGGAAGUUUGAUGAGUGUUUUCACUUUCCUGGAGUCACAAAGGUUCUGUCUCCCAGGAACGCUCGCUCCCUGGCAUCCAUGUUUCCUUCUGAGUACCCCCACCUUUUUUUUGCACUGACCUGACGCACUUUAUACUAAUAGGUUGCAACUUUUGCAGCCCUUCAUUUGUGUUGUUAAACCCAGACCUUCCUGACUUUCUGUCACUAGCUGAAGUGUAAAAUCAGCAACCGUUGGACUAAACUGACAUCAAAUGAAGCUAAAGGCGUGGGAGCACCGCGCGCGCGGUGCUCCAGGAAAAAGAGAAAAAGAGCAAAUCUGUACAUACUGAAGUGUUGACUGCUGUACUGCAAAGAAGCCACAAUAAAGUCUCUGGCCUACAUGCUCUUA